Molecule: messenger RNA, 1350 nt
Organism: Coregonus sp. 'balchen'
Lineage: Eukaryota; Metazoa; Chordata; Actinopteri; Salmoniformes; Salmonidae
Source: the annotation of a GenBank genome assembly
UCGUCCUGUAUCCCGUCGAGGUUCCAGACCCCCUCUGAUUCACUGGUGUUGAAGGAAGGUCAAGGUUCAUCGGUCCAGGAGCCUGUCCUGGCCUCCCCUGCUGACCCCCCUCUGGGUCCGGCCGACACCCCUCACUGGGCCAGCGUAGACAAUCCUCCCACCGCAGCGGAUAACGUGGACCAUGUCCGCCUUGAUACCGCUCAGGUAACUCUUCAAAUAUAUUUUAUUUAAUAUCAUCAUUUUAUUCAGGUACCUGGUCUAGGACAUUUUAUUUUGUCUUUAUUUUACCAGGAGAUCUAUUAAGGUUGAGAACCUCACAUUGGAUGUUAUUGAGGUAUUCGUUCACAGUCACACAAUGGAACCAAUUCACUAAUAGUUUUCUACUGAAUGAUUCCAAUAUCAUGCAGUCAUGAUCGUUGUAUCUUCCUGUCCUCCAGAAUGCAGCAGUGUACUCUGCCCGUGUCCACACUCUGGGUCGCUACGUGUUCAUCCUUCACUACCACCAGCCCCUCCACCCCACCUACCCUGUCCAGGUCUUCAUCAACGGCGGACGCAUCUGGCAGGGUGAGCCCUAGAGACACACACUACACCACCUAAAAUAUCUCUCUAUAUCAAUAGUUGUACUAUCACUGUUAAAAGAUUAUUAAAGGACUCGAUCACGAUCUAUAAAUGAGCAAAAUACAGGAAGCAGGAAAAGUGACAGAAUAUCACAAUAAUCUUUUGACAGUUAAAUUUUUUACUUUUGACAGAUGAAUUUGAAUCUUUUGACAGUUGAAUUUGAAUCCUUUGACAGUUGAAUAUGAAUAUUUUGACAGUUACAUUUAAAUAUUUUGACAGUUGAAUUUCAAUCUUUUGUAAUCUUUUUGUAAUCGCCAUCCUCCUCCAGGCCACGCCAACGCCUCCUUCUGUCCCCAUGGUUACGGUUGCCGUAGCGUUCUGAUCUCUGAGAACCAGAUCAUUCUGGAUGUGACGGACAACGAGAUCUUCCUGACUGUCCAGGUCCCUGACAGAAAAACACUAUGGCUGGUAAGUUAGUCUAGAAACACUGAGAGCAAAUGUCUCCAUUUUAGUGAAAGACAAGUGAGGAUGAAAAAUGAAUUCAUAGAUCUUAUGGUUGUUGUCCAUUUCUCAAAUCAGUUGUCUGCUUGCAGAGCUAAACACCUAUUUCAGUACAGAUAGAGGUGUUAAGGGUAUAACGUUCUAAAAACAUCUAUCCGUGUUUAUGUGUUUCAGGACUAUGUUCUGGUGGUACCAGAGGGCAGUUACAGCUCCAGUUACCUGUCUGAACAACCUCUGGACAAAUCAUACGACUUCAUCAGCAACUGUGGACAGAACAGCUUCUACGUCAAG